Molecule: messenger RNA, 1166 nt
Organism: Tuber melanosporum (Perigord truffle)
Lineage: Eukaryota; Fungi; Ascomycota; Pezizomycetes; Pezizales; Tuberaceae
Exons: 2
Coding region: 230-529 (99 amino acids)
Biological process (GO): mitochondrial respiratory chain complex I assembly
Source: RefSeq, a predicted model, not a curated record
UCGAUUGAUCUAUUCAUCCAGACAACAUCCUUCUCCAGUUUUGACGAGUCACCUCCUUCGUCGUAGUAAAUUCUAUUUCCCCUAUGGCUUCUGGAUACGGUCUCGACGGUGGUACGUUGAAACUUGCGCCGAGAGGGAUCAUCCGAGGUUCCACCCCCCAUUGUCACGAUUAGAAGCUAACUACCGCUCUCGAUUACGGUAUAGGUGUCAGUAGGGUCUGUCCCCCACCAUGCCGUACAGUCUUGGAGCUCAUGCUGACAUCAUGUUCAAGUGCUUUCCUUUCUGGCAGGACCUGUUGUCUUGCUAUGUGGUGAACACUGGGUCUGCGACCAGCGAUGAAGGGAAAUGGAAGUGUGUUCCGCAGAGGGAUGAUUACUACGAGUGUCUCCAUCAUAAGAAGGAGAUUCGAAAAACUCAAGCGAUAAAGGCUGCCUACAACCGCCGUCUCAAACAGGAUCCGAAUUUCGAUCCCCGGAAACCAGAGGGAGAAGCGGACAUUAGGAGCUUAGGUUUACUGCAGAAGAAGUAAAACUGGCAUAGUGAGAAUUGGGAAUGAUCACUGGCUGAGGAUAUACGUCUAUGUUAAUAUACGUGCAUUAGACCUACGAUAUUCCCUAGCAUUUACAUAUCAUACCAGAGAAGUCCCAAUGCCCCAUACGCCUUUGCUCUUGGGGGUGUAUCGUUAUGGUGGAGGAGCCGAUUGCCCAAAUCGCGCGCACUUUCGCCAAUACAAAAACCCAGAAGAGUAUUUGCAAAUUUGAGUUUCGGACCCCAGGGCAUCAGAUAGACAUGUUGGCAUUACGUGAUAGUGGACUUUCUCAUCAUACAGAAAAGAAAAAACAGAAAACAUGCAAACUCCACAUACAAUGCAUUUAAACCUGCCAUCUAUGAAUGCAAUAGACAAAAUCAUACGUCACAGUUCAUAAUCAUCAUUCCAUCCCAAACUAUCAUAUAUAGAGAUUUCCUCAUCUCCGCCAGAAGCACCCACCGGCAGAGUUCGCCUAACGGGGGUUUCGUCAAUGGAGCCAAACAAUUUGACACCGCCAUCUGGCGAGGAUCCAGGAGUCUGUGCAGGUUUAGAGCCCAAUACAGAGCACGAAAGGGAGCGGGAAAGCCCGAUGUUGUUUUUCGGCGUAACCAACGCAAUGGAAUUACCAGUUCCAAGG